Messenger RNA from Vigna radiata var. radiata (mung bean), 3399 nucleotides. RefSeq lists its product as uncharacterized. Gene Ontology annotation, molecular function: ATP hydrolysis activity; chromatin binding; ATP binding. Bases 96 to 3113 code for a protein of 1005 amino acids. The transcript is spliced from 16 exons. The record is from RefSeq and is a predicted model, not a curated record. Lineage: Eukaryota; Viridiplantae; Streptophyta; Magnoliopsida; Fabales; Fabaceae. Gene Ontology annotation, biological process: mitotic DNA replication checkpoint signaling; DNA repair; DNA damage checkpoint signaling.
CUCAUUCAUUCAAUCACCAACUACCUAAUAAUUAAGCAGACGCAUGCAAAAAGCGGAAACCGGUCUCCUUCGUGUCAAAGCUCCAAAGCUCCAACAUGAAUUCUACAGCGAAACUCACUCCAAGAAAAAGAGCAUCCAAGAAUAGCACACCGAAGAAGAAUACCACACCGAAAAAGAAUAGCACGCCAAAGAGGAAGAGCACGCCGAAUAAAACACCUAACAAAACCAAAUCAGUUGUUGCUUCACCAGUGUCUGCUCAGAAGAUUGAUCUGAGGUUGGAGGCAAAGCUGUCUGCGGAGAUUGAUGCGAAGGUGUAUGCUGGACGGAGAAUACAUCCCUUUUUUUCCUUGUGGAAGGAGGAAAAUGAACGACGCCGACAAGCUUUAUUGGCUAGGAGGAAAGCAAAAGGAAUUAGUGAUUCCAUCCAUGUAUUUGAAGAUGUUCAGGAUAAUGCAUCACCCAUUGACUGGAGUGACUGGACAUUUUUGGAUAAUACCACAGUUGCAUAUUUGGAUAGUCAGAAUUCAAAUUUAUCUUUUAUGGAGGACGCGGUUGAAUCUUUAAAUUUUGAUAACAUACAUAGUGCGUCUGAAGAGGAUGUCAUAGAUUGUCCAAGUCAACUUUCUAUACAGUCACAUAAUAAGCUGGACAUAUCACAACCAAAUUCAGAAGUUAAAUGUCUUUUGAAGACCGAAGAUGACGAUGUGGACCUGAACUUGGAGGUGAAUGAAAAUACAGGAUACAAUGAUAUUUUCAGAAAGCAGGAACCACAAGCAAGAAUAAGGUCUUACCAUAAUUGUGAAGGUAACAACAGCUUAUGGAUAGACAAGUACAAGCCAAAAAAAGCCUCUGAGGUGUGUGGUAAUGAAGAGGCUAUGAAUUCCUUGCGUGACUGGUUACAUCUUUGGCAUGAAAGACUUUCUCAGUGCAGAAAAAGUUCCUAUAACAAAGGUCGAAGUGAUAGACAAGAUGCUUCAGAAGACAUCCAUCAGGGUCCUCUGCAGAGUGUUCUCUUGAUUACAGGACCAAUUGGGAGUGGCAAGUCUGCAGCUGUCUAUGCCUGUGCCCAAGAGCAAGGGUUUAAAGUUGUAGAGAUCAAUGCAUCAAGUUGUCGAAACGGAGCUGCUCUCACUGCUAUCAAGAAUAAAAUAGAAGAACCUCGUGCAGGCAAAAUCACAAGUUGUUUCAAACCUGUGAAGUUGCUUCCUGCUUCUGAUGAUGAAGCCAGCCAAACUUUAAUUCUAGUUGAGGAUGUGGACAUCAUUUUUCCUGAAGAUCGUGGUUGUAUUACUGCCAUACAACAACAAUUUUCGGCCACCAAAAAAUGGCCUAUUAUAUUUACCAGCAAUAGAAAUAAUGGUGGCCUACCAAAAAGUUUUGCAAGACUACAUGUUUCUUUCUCAUCUCCGUUGCCAGAUGAGUUGUUUUGCCAUAUAUACAAGGUUUGCAUGAUAGAAGAAGCCAAUAUUAAUCCUCUCUUAUUGAAAAAAAUUAUCCAGUCUUGUGAUGGAGAUAUUCGGAAUACUAUUAUGCAACUUCAGUUCUGGUUCCAGAGUAAAAAGUAUACCGAAGACAGGAAAGUGCCAAAGGUGUAUGGUAUGCUUCCUUUUGAUGUUGAGGCUUGUCACCAGAUUAUACCAAAGAUACUACCAUGGAAUUUUCCCUCUGAGUUGUCCCAACUCAUUGAGAAGGAAGUUGCUAAGUCAGUAGCCACAAUGGAUGAAAACUCGUGCUUGCAGGUUUUAGAUGUGAAGUUUACGAAUACUGAUUAUGUAGGGAACAAGAGGAAGAUAAUCAAGAGAUCCCUUACAGACUGCAAUGGGUUUGAAAGUCAACAAAGUGCUAUUUCUGAAUUUUCCAAUUGCUCUGGAUGGCAAAAGGGCCAAAGUAAACAUGUACUGAUGAGCUCUGCGAAUCAUCCAAAUAAUGCACAUUCUUUAGACGUUCAUGAGGAAGUUUACAAGAGACAUUCCCUUGAAAGCAACAGUGAAUAUCUCUUAAAGUUUCAAAUGAAUAAAACCUAUCCAAGUACAUCAUUUUGCAAAUCUGAUAGUUCUGUUUUGGAAAGAGAAACUGCUUAUGAUGCAUGCUUAAAUGAAACGCAUAAAUCAUUUUAUGCAUCCUGUUUCCCUGGAUCAAUAUCCGUUCCUGAGACAGCAAUUCAAAGUGGAAUAAAGCCAAUGACUGGACCAGUGUCUUCUUGCAGUCAUGCUGAUUCAGUACAAGUAUCUCUCAAUAAUGAGCUGACACCAGUCACUUUCAAUGUUUGUCAAUCCUCAGACAAAUUGCAACCAAAUUCUGAUCCAUUUGCAAAUACUGAAAUUCCAGACUCUUCUUUUACAAAAGCAGCUGUGCAAACCUUCAGAGAUGGAAACAUGAAAACCACAACUGUGAGUAGUGUCACAGAUGAGUGCAGUCAUGCUGAUUCUACAUCAAACUCAAAGUCUUUUGACUCCAGUUCAUCGGUACCAAAGGAUAUGGUACAAAAAUUGUGGAGGGAACUUCGUAUAUGUCAAAAAGAUUUAGGACAGCACGCCAACCCAGAACAGCUGAAUGUAAUUCAAGUUCUUAAACUUACUAGUGGGCUGACCGAUCUAAUUUCUGAAGCUGACUUAUUGUUUCGUAAUCACCAACAAAAACAAUGUGGUAUCAUGGAGCCUCCGAUGAACCUUUUUGAAGAAGCCACAAAGAGUUGGUAUGAUGAGCAAAUGAUGAUGUCUACAGUUGCUGUACAUGGUUUUUCUUUUUAUGCCAAACAUAUAUCAGAUGUAGGAUCCAUGUUUGAUUCUAAGAACGAGGUAGAUCUAAUCUCAGAGAUGCUGGCUAGCACUACUAAUGUUAUGGGACUGGGAAAAUUGUCUAGACAGGACCAAACAAAAAGCACUAGUAUCUAUGCCAAUAAGCUAUUCGAGAUGAAUGACCCGACAAAUGAUACCAAGAGAACAUCUCUUUCCAACGUGAUGGGGUCUAUCAUUCCAGAAAGAUCAUCCUUGUCAGUGAAAGGUCUUGCAUUAAGUGAAUAUAUGUCUUCAGUACGCCAAAUGUCAACUUCUGAAGGUUUCCGCAUCCCACAUGGUUCAGAAAAUAGGAGAAAACGAAGGAAGAAGUGUUGAUCCACAUUAUUUGAGUGAUGAAGAUAUAUCAUUGGUGUGCAAAGGUGAUUUGUACAGAAUGAUUUCUUCAAAUGGAAAGCAAAAGUAGAUGAUCGAACAUUAGAGCAUGAAUUUAAUUUAAUAGUAAAGACAUUUGUGCUGUAAAAAUAAAAGCGCUGUUGAUUUUGUCUAUGAUAAUAAUCAUGGGCUGAGACGAUAAAAUAAACUGCAGCAGCGAUGGGAUUACCAAAUGAAAAUUGUAUGUACGAUUAAUUGUUACUGAAAUAAUCUUGUUUUAAACAGAGAA